Molecule: messenger RNA, 402 nt
Organism: Aspergillus viridinutans
Lineage: Eukaryota; Fungi; Ascomycota; Eurotiomycetes; Eurotiales; Aspergillaceae
Exons: 2
Coding region: 1-402 (133 amino acids)
Source: RefSeq, a predicted model, not a curated record
AUGGCUCGUUUCAGCUUGUCCUUCCUUGCUCUCUGCUUCUUCCUGGCCCUCAUGGUCUCCGCCUUGCCCGCCAAGCGUGACGACGGCGAUUUGGACGCCUCUGAUGCUGUUUCGGCCGCUCUCAGUGCUCUCAAGGCCUUUGAAAAUGCGGAUGAGAAGAAGCCCACCCCUGAAAAGGCCUCGGCUGUUCAUGGAGCCAAUGUGACGGAGGGAACCGCCACGCCACAGCCCAUCCCCUCGGGCACUCGCACCACGGUGCAGACCCCCGCCGCUGCCAGCAGCUCUGCUGCCCCUACUCCGAAGAAGAAGACCAGCUCGGAGAACAUGCUCUCGCACAUUCCAAUCAUUGGAGGUGUGUUGGGAGGUGGUGCGGGUCUGGGAAGCCUUCUGCCAACUCGGUAG